GUCCAGCUGCCCGCCUGAUCAGAAGUGGCUUCGGUUGCGGUUGGCUGGCUGUCAGUCUCUGGGAGCGGUGACAGCUGAACGGGUCGUUUUAUCUUUAGCUUUGUGCCCAAUACAGUCGCCACAAUGUUUGAGGAAGCCAGCGAGGUGUUCGAUAACAUGUUUAAAUCUUCAUUUCCCCUCACCUUCAUCGUCUUCAUCCCGGCGGUGCUGAUCCUGGUGUCUCCGCUCCCGGCCGAGGCGUCGCACGAGUUCACGGUGUACCGCAUGCAGCAGUACGACCUACAGGGACAGCCGUACGGUACCAGGAAUGCCAUCCUGAACACGGAGGCCCGUACUGUGGAGGCAGAGGUGCUAAGUCGUCGCUGUGUAAUCAUGCGGCUGGCGGACUUCUCCUAUGAUAAGUACCAGAAAGCCCUGCGCCAGUCAGCGGGGGCUGUGGUCAUCAUCCUGCCAAGGAACAUGUCUGCUAUGCCGCAAGACAUAGUGCAGCAGUUCAUGGAGUUGGAGCCUGAGAUGUUGGCUACUGAGACCAUCGUCCCCGUCUACUUCGCCAUGGAGGAUGAUGAGCUGCUGUCUAUCUACACACAGACCCUGACCUCCUCGUCCUCACAGGGCUCCUUGUCAGCAGCCGAAGUCCUGCUGCAUACGGCCACAGCCAACGGCUUUCAGAUGGUGACCAGUGGAGCUCAGAGCAAAGCCGUCAGUGACUGGGCCAUCACCAGUUUAGAGGGCCGUCUGGCUGGAGUUGGAGGAGAGGACCUCCCCACCAUCGUGGUGGUGGCCCAUUACGACUCCUUUGGUGUUGCUCCGUGGCUGUCAUAUGGAGCAGACUCAAACGGCAGUGGAGUGUCCAUGUUACUGGAACUGGCCCGACUCUUCUCCAAACUCUACACCUACAAGAGGACGCACGCUGCGUACAACCUGCUGUUCUUUCUGUCCGGUGGAGGAAAGUUUAACUACCAGGGCACCAAACGCUGGCUGGAGGACAAUUUAGACCACACAGACUCCAGUCUGCUGCAGGAUAACGUAGCCUUUGUGUUGUGUCUGGAUACUUUGGGGAACGGAGACUCUCUGCACCUCCAUGUGUCCAAACCUCCCAAAGAGGGAACCCCUCAGUAUUCCCUGCUGAAAGAGCUGGAGGCGGUGAUUACGAGUCAGUAUCCAGAGGUCAAGUUCUCCAUGGUCCACAAGAAAAUCAACCUGGCUGACGACAUGCUCGCGUGGGAGCACGAACGUUUUGGGAUCCGCCGCCUGCCCGCCUUCACUCUGUCCCACCUGCCCUCGCACCGCCUGGCUCAGCGCUCCAGCAUCAUGGACGUGCGGUCAGUGUCCCCCUCCUCUCGCCACGGAGCGGGAGAGCCCCCUGCUGGGCCUCACGUAGAUGUGAAGAAGCUCAGCAGGAACACCAAGCUGGUAGCAGAGGCUCUGGCGAGGGUCGUCUACAACCUUACAGAAAAGGGAGCACCUGGAGACCUGCAGAUUUUCACUGAGCAGAUGCAGGUGCAGGAGGAGCAGCUGUCAGCCGUGGUGGACUGGCUCACGGCGCAGCCCAGAGCUGCUCAGCUGGUGGACAAAGACAGCACGGUGGUGUCCACCCUUGAGUAUCACCUGGGACGCUACCUCAAGGAUGUCAAAAGACACUACGUCAAAGCUGACAAGAGGGAUCCAGAGUUUGUGUUUUAUGACCAGCUGAAGCAGACGAUGAAUGCUUACAGAGUGAAGCCCGCUAUCUUUGACCUGCUGCUGGCUGUCUGCAUCGCAGCCUACCUGGGGAUGGUGUAUUUGGCUAUCCAGAACUUCGGACUCCUGUACAGUGUUGUCCGUAGAAUCACUCAACCCAAGGCCAAGGCCCACUAAGGCGUGCAGCAGCGUUUAUUGCCCCGGACCCUACUGUACCCUUUUUCCUCAAAUUCAAUAAACUCUAGCCAAUAAGACACUGAGGCUGGACCGA
This is a messenger RNA of Oreochromis aureus, 1951 nucleotides long. It is a transcript of the gene ncln, whose product is annotated as nicalin. The transcript is spliced from 15 exons. Gene Ontology annotation, cellular component: endoplasmic reticulum membrane. Gene Ontology annotation, biological process: regulation of signal transduction. Lineage: Eukaryota; Metazoa; Chordata; Actinopteri; Cichliformes; Cichlidae. The coding region runs from base 124 to 1857 and encodes 577 amino acids. The record is from RefSeq and is a predicted model, not a curated record.